Peromyscus leucopus (white-footed mouse) is the source of this 1565-nucleotide messenger RNA. It is a transcript of the gene Nkx2-5, whose product is annotated as NK2 homeobox 5. The transcript has 2 exons. Gene Ontology annotation, biological process: cell differentiation; regulation of transcription by RNA polymerase II. Bases 214 to 1167 code for a protein of 317 amino acids. Gene Ontology annotation, cellular component: nucleus. The record is from RefSeq and is a predicted model, not a curated record. Gene Ontology annotation, molecular function: RNA polymerase II cis-regulatory region sequence-specific DNA binding; DNA-binding transcription factor activity, RNA polymerase II-specific. Lineage: Eukaryota; Metazoa; Chordata; Mammalia; Rodentia; Cricetidae.
CCCUGGCCCAAUGGCAGGCUGAGUCCCCCUGCUCCGUCCUGCUCCCGCCUCUUCUGCCCCUGGUGCUCCGCGCUACCUGCUGCCCCGCCACAUCCAGGGCAGAGAGGCGGGUGCGCGGGCGGGCGGCGGGCACCAUGCGGGGAGGCUGUCCCCGGGGGUGGGCAGCGCCACUCUCUGCCGCCCACCUGGCGCUGUGAGACCGGCGCCGCCACCAUGUUCCCCAGCCCUGCGCUCACACCCACGCCCUUCUCAGUCAAAGACAUCCUGAACCUGGAGCAGCAGCAGCGCAGCCUGGCCGCUGGGGACCUGUCCGCGCGCCUCGAGGCCACCCUGGCGCCCGCCUCCUGCAUGCUGGCCGCCUUCAAGCCCGAGGCCUACUCGGGGCCCGAGGCCGCAGCGCCCGGCCUAGCAGAGCUGCGCGCGGAGCUGGGCCCCGCGCCUUCGCCCCCCAAGUGCGCUCCUGCCUUCCCAGCCGCCCCCACCUUUUAUCCUCGUGCCUACGGCGACCCUGACCCGGCCAAGGACCCUCGAGCAGAUAAGAAAGAGCUGUGCGCACUGCAGAAGGCGGUGGAGCUGGACAAGGCCGAGACGGACGGCGCCGAGCGACCACGCGCGCGGCGGCGGCGGAAGCCACGCGUGCUCUUCUCGCAGGCGCAAGUCUACGAGCUGGAGCGGCGCUUCAAGCAACAGCGGUACCUGUCCGCGCCCGAGCGCGACCAGCUGGCCAGCGUGCUGAAGCUCACGUCCACGCAGGUCAAGAUCUGGUUCCAGAACCGGCGCUACAAGUGCAAGCGGCAGCGGCAGGACCAGACUCUGGAGCUGCUGGGGCCGCCGCCGCCGGCGGCGCGCAGGAUCGCGGUGCCCGUGCUGGUGCGCGACGGGAAGCCCUGCCUCGGGGACUCGGCGGCCUACGCGCCGGCCUAUGGUGUAGGCCUCAACGCCUACGGCUACAACGCCUACCCCUACCCCGGCUACGGAGGCGCGGCCUGCAGCCCGGGCUACAGCUGUGCCGCCUACCCCGCCGCGCCCCCGGCCGCGCAGCCCGCCCCCACCGCCAAUGGCAACUUCGUGAACUUCAGCGUUGGGGACUUGAACGCCGUGCAGAGUCCCGGGAUGGCGCAGGGCAAUUCGGGCGUGUCCACGCUGCAUGGCAUCCGAGCCUGGUAGGAAAGGGACCUGCCUGGGGCGCCCCAGACCUACUCCCACUUUUAGAAGGGCGACGGCUCCGGGGAAGGAAGGGCUCCCAACUAUGACCUGUCCCUCGGAUUUCACAAGCACCCCGGUGCUGGCCUGGGAACUUUCUCCGCUCCAUCCCCUUUGUUCCCCAGUGCGUUGACGCAGCCUGGUGUCUCUGGUCCCGGGAGUGCUCUUUCAGGGCCACAGGCACCCCCGACGGAUUCCACACUGGGACCCAGAGCCUGGGUGCGCGGGCCUAGAAUCCCGGAGCCUGGGCCCGGCGCCCGGGGCCCUGGCUGCUUUGCCGCCUCCCACCCACCCGUAUUUAUGUUUUUACCUGUUGCUGUAAGAAAUGAGAACCCUCUUCCCAUUAAAAUGAGUGCGCUGAC